This is a messenger RNA of Mytilus trossulus (common blue mussel), 463 nucleotides long. RefSeq lists its product as uncharacterized. The transcript is spliced from 2 exons. The record is from RefSeq and is a predicted model, not a curated record. Bases 3 to 338 code for a protein of 111 amino acids. NCBI's taxonomy places the organism in Eukaryota, Metazoa, Mollusca, Bivalvia, Mytilida, Mytilidae.
ACAUGAAACUUAAAGAAAAGAAAAGAAUCGACUUGUUGGAGAAAGAUGCAGUAAACAGUUAUUCAAAUGCAUCAGUUUCAUUACGAAAAUACAGGGCGAGAGCUAUAUCUAGUGACGACGGAAGUUAUUCUCAUGACGCAGAACAUAGCUUACAUGAUCAAGUCGAAAAAGUGACAAAGGAGGUUGGAAAACUUCAAAAUUUCUUGGAAGAGAUUAAACAGGAUAUCAAAGACAUAAAGUCAUAUAAGCAGAGAGUAUUACUAGUUGAACUUCCUAAGGGUAUUCCUAGUGGAACACAUGUUCCAGAGGAGGUCCCAAUGUUUCAACAAACGUCAUAAACAAUUACAUAAUUCUAUUCUCAGUCAGGAACAGCCUGUACCAAAUCUGGAAUACAGCAGUCGUUUAAUGUGUUUUAACCUUUGAGUUUGUCUUUUGUAAAUAUAGUUUUAUUUUUGAAUUUUUC